Coniosporium apollinis CBS 100218 is the source of this 2544-nucleotide messenger RNA. RefSeq lists its product as uncharacterized. The transcript has a single exon. Gene Ontology annotation, biological process: Mo-molybdopterin cofactor biosynthetic process. NCBI's taxonomy places the organism in Eukaryota, Fungi, Ascomycota, Dothideomycetes. The record is from RefSeq and is a predicted model, not a curated record. Bases 1 to 2544 code for a protein of 847 amino acids. Gene Ontology annotation, molecular function: molybdenum cofactor sulfurtransferase activity; pyridoxal phosphate binding; molybdenum ion binding.
AUGGAUACGAUGGACCUCGACUACAAUACUCGCAUAGAGCAGUUGCGAGAACGAGAAUAUCCGCAGCUAGAAGGUAACUUGGUAUUCAGCUAUGCUCCACUGAUUAUGUCUGCUUACAUUUCCUUUCUGUCAGACACCGUAUACCUUGACCAUGCGGGCACUACUCCGUAUGCAAAGUCUCUGAUUGAGCGCUUCUCUGCGGACAUGAUAUCAAACCUUUACGGCAACCCGCACUCCGCGUCUUCAGCGUCACAACUCUCAACUAGACGAACCGAGGAUGUGCGGUUGCGGCUGUUAGGCCUCUUCAACGCUGACCCUGACGACUUUGAUAUUGUGUUCGCGGCGAACGCUACUGCCGGCAUCAAACUUGUCAUGGAGGCUUUUCGAGACCACGGAGGCGGGUUCUGGUAUGGAUAUCACAGGGACAGCCAUACCAGCCUCGUUGGAGUGCGAGAAGCAGCUGCAAGGCACAGAUGCUUCACGUCGGACGCAGAAGUUGAAGGCUGGCUUAGUGGCUCCAUCAUAGAUGAAGGCAGUUCAGGCCUCGGCCUUUUCGCCUAUCCUGCGCAGUCUAAUAUGAACGGCCGUCGUUUGCCGCUGGACUGGGCAGGCCGACUUCGAUGCUCAGCACCGAAAACAGAUCAGGCUGUGUAUACAUUGCUGGAUGCCGCAGCCUAUGUCUCGUCUUCGCCGUUAGACCUGAGCAAUGCAGCAUUAGCGCCAGACUUCACCGUGAUGAGCUUAUACAAGAUCUUCGGUUUUCCCGACCUCGGGGUUCUGAUCGUAAGGAAGGGAUCGGGACACGUCUUGAAGACACGCAAGUAUUUUGGCGGCGGCACUGUUGACAUGGUGCUUUGUAUGAAAGAGCAAUGGCAUGCGAAGAAAUCAGAAUCGCUGCAUGACCAGCUGGAAGAUGGCACUCUACCGAUACACAGCAUCAUUGCGCUGGACUCGGCGAUGAACGUGCACCAAGAAAUUUUUGGAGCGCUUGAGCGGAUAUCGCGACAUACAGCCUUUCUGGCCAGGAAUCUCUAUCAUGGCCUGCGGGACUUGCGUCACUGGAACAACGUGGCCGUAUGCGAAAUCUACAAGGAUGCAGAGUCUGAAUACGGCGACACACGAUCUCAAGGUCCAGUCGUAGCAUUCAAUAUUCGCAAUAGCCAGAAAGCAUGGGUGAGUAAUACAGAAGUCGAAAAGCUGGCGGCAAUCAAGAACAUUCAGCUUCGGACAGGCGGCUUGUGCAACCCUGGCGGAAUAGCGUCCUCCCUCGGGCUGGCUCCAUGGGAGAUGAAAGAGAACUUCUCGGCAGGCCAGCGCUGCGGCAAUGAGAAUGAUAUCCUGGGCGGCAAGCCGACUGGCAUGAUUCGCGUCAGUCUCGGAGCAAUGAGCUCCGUUCGUGACAUUGACGCCUUCUUGGACUUCAUGAACGAGUUCUUCGUGGAUAACGUGGCUCCAGUACCCGCUGCUCCGCUCCUAGGUACGGAGGCCUCAGCGCAAUCCCAGUAUCACGUUGAAAGUCUUACAGUGUAUCCAAUCAAGAGCUGUGCUGGCUGGAAGGUGCCGCCGGACAUGCCUUGGGAAGUGCGUAAGGAGGGCCUUGCCUGGGACAGAGAGUGGUGCCUUGUCCACCAAGGCACAGGAACUGCUCUCAGCCAAAAGCGCUAUCCGAGAAUGGCUCUAAUUCGACCGAUCAUAGACCUGGAGACAGGGUUACUCCGCGUUAGAUAUGUUGGCGGCGGCACGACACGUGGAGGCAGCCCAGAGGUUGCUGUGCCUCUGUCUGCCGAUCCAAACUACUUCGCUGGUCCUGACGGCUUCCGGACUUCGCCAGCCAACGUAUGCGGUGACAAGGUGACGGCUCGGGUUUACAAGAUGCAAGAAAUUAUAACAUUCUUCACUGAAGCCCUCGGUAUACCUUGCCAACUUGCUCGCUUCCCAGCAGUUGGCAGUCAUGGAGUAUCAUCAAGGCACGCAAAAGCCCACCUUCAGCAACAUCAAUUGCGUACUGCUCCACAAAUACCCGGCGCCUUUCCAGCCGCACCGCCCGGAGAGCAAGGCACUAUACAAAGGCCAAUCCUUCUAUCAAAUGAGAGCCCUAUUCUUACCAUCUCACGAUCAAGCCUUAACCGCCUGAACGAGCAGAUUAAGGCGAAUGGUGGUAAAGCGGCACAAGCAGAGGUCUUUAGGGCUAACAUAGUUGUCGCCGAAGCCUUGCAGGCCCAACCGGGUACAGAGCAGCCCUACGCAGAGGAUCAUUGGCGCUACAUGCAGAUUGGACGGCAGCUCUUCCAGAUGUUGGGCUCUUGCCGCCGCUGUCAGAUGGUCUGCGUAGAUCAGAACACGGCGGUCAAAAAUGAGGAACCGUUUGUCACGUUAGCUAAGACAAGGAGGUUUGACGGGAAGGUGUGGUUUGGACAGCAUGGCUGCCAUGUGCAGAUGCAGGAUCGAUCUUCGCCGCAUACACAAAAUCCCACGAUCAAAGUUGGGGACUCUGUGAGAGCAUUUGGCGAAGACGACGAUUUGCCUCACGGCCUCGUAUCAUGA